This is a messenger RNA of Somion occarium, 1370 nucleotides long. The record is from the annotation of a GenBank genome assembly. NCBI's taxonomy places the organism in Eukaryota, Fungi, Basidiomycota, Agaricomycetes, Polyporales, Cerrenaceae.
UGGUUUAUGCCACCCACAGAGGAAUGGCCGGAUUAGGCAGGCCGGGCGGUGAAAUGAGUUCAGCCUUCGGAAGGGGUCGCGGGCGGCUAAAGAGCAUCCGAGCGUCUAAAAUUGCAGUUCACAGGUGGCGCUGGGGGUUUCCCUUGGACCAUCACCAGCUCUCGUGUGUUGCCCUCUGCUCAGCUAUUAAUUGCUUCAAGAUGGAUCUCCUUUGCUAGCCUCGGUGGUUUCUCCGGCUCAGAAGUGCCUCACGCUUCUACGUGCCUUCGCAUAUAGACUCGCCUCCGUCUCAUCUCCUUUUCCUUCUACCCUUGCGCCUCAAUCAACGUCCUAUACCCUCCUCCUCGCUUACUGUCCUCCAAAGGUCUACGAACAUACUAUGCCAGCCUCCAAUAUGCCUCAGACAUAUUGUCCCUGUCCCCGGCCCAUCCUCAAGCGGUCCUCUACCACUCCCCACCAGCACGAGUACGCCGUGUCCCUCACCCGUGACGAGUCAGGUCAGCUCCUUGCAAUCGACCCCUCUAUCCUCAGCCCUCUUGUCCGCUUCCCCCCUUCACCGACUCUCACGCGUACCUUCAAGACACACUCCCCCUCCACAUACGACCGCUCCCCUAUCGUCGUCUCGCCAAAUCAAUGUUCGUUACCUGAGCGAGGUUGUCCGGGCAGGACCUAUUUGCCGGGCGCACCUUCUGCAACCUCCUCUUCAUCUUCCUCCCACAGGCUAUCAACCUCUAGUCGAGGCUACACUGGGAAGCAUCUUCACCCUCGCGCACGUAUGGAUGUGCAGGCAUCAUAUCCGUAUGAGGACGAAGACGACGAAGAUAAUGACCUGACUCCCAAAGCGACCCCUACUGCCUACUUCCAUCCUCUUCCCCCACUCAUACCUGACCUCUCUUCGUCGUCAGAGUCUGAGGAGUCCGAUGGCGCGACAAGUCCCCCGUCGGCGGAUGCUUCGCUAGAGUUCUCAACGCUUUGCAUAUCACCGAUAUCCAGCAGACAGUCGUCGUUCUUGCCACACCCGCGAACAUACCCUCCGUCGAAUUCCAACCCCUCAACGUCGCCCACAACGCCGACGUCGUCGAAUUCUUCGUCGCCACGUCCCAUCCCUUCAUCCUCCUCGAAUAGCAGAAGACAUCUCUCACCGACCCGUCCAAAACGCACUCGAGGACAUCCGCCAAUAACCUCUUCGAGUCCACCGUCAGCGUCUGCUGCUGCUUCAGGAGACGUCCUAGUCUCCCCUCUCGAGCCAAGGUAUAAGACGUUCUCAGAAAAGAGUAUGCUCAACGGCUGUUCGCUGCCUGUCCCUGACAUGGGUUGCUUCGGCGGCUUCUGAGUGUGUUCGCUGUCAGAUGUGGGCGUCAGCUCAUCAU